CUGGCCUGCGGUCGGUGCCUGCGGUGAGGUACCUGGGUUCCUGAAGGGCGGGCGUUUAGGUCAUAACUGCCGCUGUCGGCGGACGCUCUCGGGCUACCAGGCUUGGUAACGACAAGCCAGCAGGGGCAUUCCUUACUUAGUGCCUACCGCACGGGUCUGCUCUUUCUGCCACCUCCGCCGUCCCCACCUCUUUUCGGGUGAAGUCACCUUUACGUUUCGAGACUUUGGGUCCUGAGGCCCAAACUCGACACGAACCCCCACCACUCCUCUUUUCCACUCAUCUUCCGUCCCUUCCUUUGCAGCACCACAUCAUUGAGCCUUUGAGCUGGCCAUCUAGGCUGUUCCUUGAGGCCAAGUUCAAGGCGGUUUAAGGUAACUGUGGGGAAAGCAGCCCCCCAGUGGACAAAGGCGGAGGCGAGAAUAGAGCAGGCCUAGCGGCCACAGGCAAUUAAAUUAGGCGACUGAGCGUGUAAACAACGAGAAAGAAAAAAGAAAGGAAAAAGAGUACUGCGGUUUAGAAAGGACUGGAAAGGACUUGUUGCACGAUGGAAGAAUCUGACUCUGAAAGAAAGAUGGAGAAAGAGAAUCUGGGGCCAAGAAUGGAGCCUCCCAUAGGGGAACCUGAAGGAUCGCUUGGGUGGGUGCUACCAAAUACAGCCAUGAAGAAAAAGGUGCUGUUGAUGGGUAAAAGUGGGUCUGGUAAGACCAGCAUGAGGUCUAUUAUCUUUGCAAAUUAUAUUGCGAGAGACACACGUCGCCUUGGUGCAACAAUACUAGACCGUUUACAUAGUCUUCAAAUUAAUAGCAGUUUGAGCACCUACUCUCUCGUAGACUCUGUUGGAAAUACAAAGACAUUUGAUGUAGAACAUUCUCAUGUUCGAUUUCUGGGAAACCUGGUAUUGAACCUGUGGGACUGUGGUGGACAGGACAACUUCAUGGAAAAUUAUUUCACUAGCCAGCGAGACAACAUCUUCAGAAAUGUGGAGGUUCUGAUAUAUGUGUUUGAUGUGGAAAGCCGUGAAUUGGAAAAGGACAUGCACUAUUACCAAUCAUGCCUAGAGGCCAUUCUGCAGAAUUCUCCAGAUGCCAAAAUCUUUUGCUUGGUACACAAAAUGGAUCUGGUACAGGAGGAUCAACGGGACCUGAUUUUUAAAGAACGAGAAGAAGAUCUGAGGCGUUUGUCUCGCCCAUUGGAAUGUUCUUGUUUCCGAACAUCUAUCUGGGAUGAAACUCUCUAUAAGGCUUGGUCCAGCAUUGUUUAUCAGCUGAUUCCCAAUGUUCAGCAGCUGGAAAUGAACCUAAGGAAUUUUGCUGAAAUUAUUGAGGCUGAUGAAGUGCUUUUGUUUGAGAGAGCUACUUUUCUGGUGAUUUCUCACUAUCAGUGUAAAGAGCAGCGUGAUGCCCAUAGAUUUGAGAAAAUCAGCAACAUUAUUAAGCAGUUUAAGCUGAGCUGCAGCAAGCUAGCUGCUUCUUUCCAGAGCAUGGAAGUCAGGAACUCUAACUUUGCUGCUUUCAUUGAUAUCUUUACAUCCAACACUUAUGUGAUGGUCGUGAUGUCUGAUCCAUCCAUUCCUUCUGCAGCUACUCUGAUCAACAUCCGCAAUGCCAGGAAACACUUUGAAAAGCUGGAGAGAGUGGAUGGACCAAAGCAGUGUCUCCUCAUGCGCUAAACAUUGCCAAAUGUGUUUCAAAAAUUUUUGAAAUGCUGUUUCUUAAUUAAUCUUAAUGUUGUGUUCAUAUAUGUAGGCUCUGAAAUGUGAAGCUUACGACUUGUGUAUUUCUACCCUACUCUCCAGUCUUAAUGUUUAACCUUAAAUGCUAUUUACUAAAAUAGCCAGUGAGAAGUUAGAAAAUGAGCUGUUCAUGGAUGUGAUGUGACAUAAAAGUAUGUGCUAUGUAAGUGUUCUGAUAACAAGGUUCUAAUAUUGUGUGCUUCAAUAACCUGGUUCUAAUAGUUGUGUAUGUCAUAGCCUUUCCCAACAUCAUCUUGUAUUCCUCAUUGGAUGGUAACCUAUAAGUUUGGAAUAUUACUAAUUUCUCAGCAUGCAUUACAAUUUUUCCUUAACUUCAACUAUAA
Hyaena hyaena (striped hyena) is the source of this 2077-nucleotide messenger RNA. It is a transcript of the gene RRAGB, whose product is annotated as Ras related GTP binding B. The record is from RefSeq and is a predicted model, not a curated record. The transcript is spliced from 11 exons. Gene Ontology annotation, biological process: regulation of autophagy; cellular response to starvation; positive regulation of TOR signaling. NCBI's taxonomy places the organism in Eukaryota, Metazoa, Chordata, Mammalia, Carnivora, Hyaenidae. Bases 546 to 1670 code for a protein of 374 amino acids. Gene Ontology annotation, molecular function: GTPase activity; GTP binding. Gene Ontology annotation, cellular component: nucleus; lysosome; Gtr1-Gtr2 GTPase complex.